AUGGAUAGCAUUUUGGAUCAUGAUGAUGACGAAAUAUUUGUGUUUUACAAUGCCUCGAAAGAGGAUGCAGUGAAAAUAAGAAAACGCCAAGUAACUGCCGAGCGACUUGCCAUAAUGUUUAACGUAAGUUAAUCAGUAUAUUCUCAUAUUUAAGAAUUUAUAUUUAUUAAAUAAAUUAAAUAAUGAAUUUAAUGAUGUGCUUUGAUGUUUUUCAUAAACUUUCCCCCCACAAUGUUUUGUAGUUGGAAAGCUCUACAGUUUUUUUGGUUGAGGAUGGCACUGGAAGCACGGAAUGGCCAGGCGACGAUGGACGAUUUGAUUUGUCUUCAAUAUUCUACCUUGGGUACAUGCGUGUUGCAGGGCGUCCAAGAAAUCAGAUGAAUGCAGCAAUGUCAAUGCCACAAUUACAAAACCGAAAUAGUGGUUUUUCUUCAUUAUUCAGGUAUAUCGUUGCAAACUAUUAUCACAUACCGUGGUAUAAAUUUAUUGGGAUAGUAUAUCUGAUUUUUUAAUACUGCACAAUAUAUUUGUUAUAAAAAUGGCACACAACAUUGAAUUGGUUGGCAGGCAGGAGUGCGGGCGGGGGGGAUGCGGGGGAUCGACAUUUGUUAAAAUCAGGAUUAAACGUUUUUGCUGCAUCUCAACAUCUGUGACAAGACAUUCGAAACUGGUUGUAGGUAUUUAUUUAUUUAAAUGUUUUCCCCAGUAGUAUUUACAAGAAUAGUAAUUAAUUAUGUAAAAUAAGUAAUGUAAGGUCUAGACGUCCACUAGAAACCUGGACAGGCUUUUGAAUUAAGACCUACCCCUAGUUGAUAAAGAAUUGAGACAUACGAUUGAGGUUCAAGAACUUGACAAGUUCACAAUUAACAUACGAAUACAUUUUGCCCUCUAUAUGAUUAACAAGUAAUCGCACAGUUCCUCGUAAAAUUAAGAUUUAAUUUCACUUCUGUUAACUUUGAAAACACGCGUGAAAUUAAACCUUAAUUUUACUCGACCCCAUGCGAUUACCUAUACUAAUUUGCCCGCCUUCAUUUUGACUGGGGGCAGCUCCCCCCCUUGCCCCGUACUCCUAAUGGGCUAUUGGUUCUUACUUUAUAUUAACUGCCUUACUGUGUAAAUACUAGAUGACAAAAACGGAUUUUUAUGAUUUAACAGGUCUUCUAAACCAGCAUCAACAGCACAAGCAGUUUCUUUACCACCAUCGAAGAAACAGAAAGUAGUGAAAUAUUCUUUGAAAGUUACUCUAGCAGAGCUUGAAAGGAACAAGAUUGUUAAUCAAUCACGUCAGAAAUAUAUUAUGAUUGCCGAAGAUAGUGCCGAUGUUGGUUCAAUAACGAAAGCUUGCAGGAAAGAGUUUGAUGACGAAACUUUGGUUAUUGUUUCCAGCAAUGGCUUAUCUAUAGAAGAUAGUGAAGCUACCCGAGGUACAAAUGUUUUCUAUUUGAUGUGGUUUGAAAUUCUAUUUUAUGAUUUUAUAUUAUGGUAUUUACAAUGUAGUUUUUUAAAAAUGCUUGUGUAAACCAUUUUACCCAUUGACUGACAUGGGCGGAUUUACUAGGGGAGUUAGGGGGGUUAAACCCCCUUAGAAUCUCUCUAACAAAGUGUUCAAUUCCACCAAAAUUUUGCUUCAACCCUCCUAUUUUGGCUGAAAGUCAUAACCUUAAUGCCUAUAACCCCUGCCAAAACUCGCUCAGUGGUGCCGCUUGCGCCCAACUAUAGAAUUUUUUCCACCCCACCUUUAAAAAAAAGAAAAUCCGGCCCGCCCUUGCAUUGACACAUUGACAUUGUACAUGUUUGUUUAAAAAUAAUUUUAAUUUAGUAAUAUUAAAGCGAAAUCUCAUAUUUAUGCCACAGUAUAAACUAGACUUAAAGUAUAGUUAUUAUAAACUAUUUAUCAUUUUUUUACCCUGAACUUUAUCAAGCUAUAUACCAACCUGACUCUUGUUGUUGGAUGGACUUUAUAUAUCUUCUACAACAUGCAUCCAGAAUUAGUUUAUAUGUAUACCCUAAUUAUACUAUAUACUGAAAAGUGUUGUAUGUAACUUUAUUAAGGUUUAUCUUUUUGGAAAUCAAAUUCAAGAAGAAUCUUUGCAGUCCCCAUGAAAAGAGCAAAGAGUGAGCCUGAGGUAGUGAACAUUGAAGAUGAUGAAAAGAAAGAUGAAAAGUUGAACAAUCUCAUGACUAAGAUCAAAGGUAACUACCAACAAUACAUUAUACAUAUAAAAAUUAAUUUAAAUUGAUAUGUGUUGUUGGCUCUGAUAACAGUUUAAUUUGUUGUACAUACUGUAUAUCGUCAAUUUGUUAUAUAGCUUAGUUCCAUGAAAUACUAAUAUACCAUGUCAUAAAAGCAGUUUAUAUAGUCAUUAUUGCUCAAUUUUUGUGGCAUUUUUGGUUUACAGAUGACAUAAUUGAGAACACCAACCAAGAAAUGUCACAGCACUUCAACGAAAUAAAACAAUCUGUUGUUGAUAUAAAGGCAGACCUGCACACACUAGCCAUGUUUGAAAGCACUAAACUUAUUUUGGAAAUUGGAAAGGAGCUACAGUGUAUCAUAUGCAAAUAUGUGAUAGAACCACCGGCCGUCUUUGCGAAUUGCUGUGGUAAAAUACUUGGCUGUGAAACGUGCAUAACUCCAGCUGUUGCAACAACAAGAGCUUGUCCAAAUUGCAGAAAUCAUGAUACUGAAGGAAUACAUAUUGUACGUGGAUUAGAAUUUCUUAGUCAGCUCAAAACGGAAAUUUCUAAAAGUGAUGGCAUAUAGGAAACAAACAAAGCCGUCUGGACUAUAUGUCUAUGACUAUGAUGCGGUAAACAAGACUAUAUUCCCAUGGCCCAUGGCGGGUAUGCUGUUGCUAUAUCGCAGUUGAAAUUCAAAGUAACUCUUUAAGACUGUCUAAUCAGUAUAUACAUUUUGAUUAUACUAACUUUACUGACUGUUGCGUUUUGUUAAACAUGGAAAGUUAACUUAAUGUCAAACGUAAUGUGGUUCGGGAGCUUGUCGUCCGAAGGACGUUUGAAAUUCCAAACACGAUCAGGACCAAAUAACAUGCAUGGUGGCUUAAAGUUUGUAAACCAAAAAUAUAUCACAUGUACUAUGUCUAGUACAUAAUUCUU
Molecule: messenger RNA, 3114 nt
Organism: Paramuricea clavata
Lineage: Eukaryota; Metazoa; Cnidaria; Anthozoa; Malacalcyonacea; Plexauridae
Source: the annotation of a GenBank genome assembly